Messenger RNA from Drosophila miranda, 918 nucleotides. RefSeq names its product leucine-rich repeat-containing protein 40-like. NCBI's taxonomy places the organism in Eukaryota, Metazoa, Arthropoda, Insecta, Diptera, Drosophilidae. Bases 128 to 886 code for a protein of 252 amino acids. The transcript is spliced from 2 exons. Gene Ontology annotation, molecular function: protein binding. The record is from RefSeq and is a predicted model, not a curated record.
AUCUAUGAGUGUUUCUUUCAGUCUUUAAUCUUACUCCGUGCUGUGUAGAGGCAUAUUUACAAUAUAUACAACUUUUGUGCCGUAGCUUAAAUUCUUUCCCCGUUGAACUUUUGAUUGAUUGUAGGAGAUGCCCGCCGACGGAUUGAACAGCCCUCGAGUGCAGCAACGCAAGAGUGGAGGUGGCGGGGACGAGAAGAAUGGAUCGCCGUUUCCAGACAAGUACGACAUGCGCGGCACACGGGUGCUGAGCAUCUACAAGGGUCAGAUCACCGAGGUGCCCAUGGAGGUGUUCGAGGAGGCGCGCCAGGAGAAGGUGAACGUCGUGCAGCUAAAGGACAACAGGCUGGGCGAGGUGCCCAAGGAUCUCAACAUGCUGAGCAAGCUGCUCACCCAGCUGGAUCUGACCAAGAAUCAGAUCUCCUACAUACCCACCAGCAUGUCGCAGUUCUCAAAGUUGGCCCACUUCAAGGUCCCCUGCAACUUGCUGCGCGAUCUGCCCAUGGAGUUUGGGGGCCUGCAGAACCUCUGCACGCUGGACAUCUCCUUCAAUCGGUUCGAGCGACUGCCGCGCUGUAUCGGCGAUCUGCAGAGCCUGGAGACCCUCUUGGCCCACGAUAAUCACAUCAAGGACAUCGAUGCCAGUGAGGCGGGACUGGGUGCCCUAAAGAAUCUCCAGGUAUUGGAUCUGAGCCACAAUGAUAUUCGCCAAGUGCCGCCCAUCCUGGGCAACCAACAGAACAUUCGUGAGCUGUAUCUGAUGGGCAAUCCGCUCCGACAGCCGCGUCAUCAAAUUCUGAGCGCCGGAACGAACGGCAUCCUGGCGUUCCUCGCACUCGCAUCCCCCCUCCACAGUAGUUCCAAUCAAAUUAUAUGUUAUUGUUACUAAAUAAAAGAUCAGAACAAACGAACAUAGUACCC